Molecule: messenger RNA, 366 nt
Organism: Knipowitschia caucasica
Lineage: Eukaryota; Metazoa; Chordata; Actinopteri; Gobiiformes; Gobiidae
Source: the annotation of a GenBank genome assembly
AUGCGCCUCUUCGUGGGGAAUCUCCAGUCGGAUAAAGUCGACUGGAUGGCUCGUCCCUUAGGCCGCGGCGCCGAGAGCCCCAGCGCUCCCACGGCAGCCUCCGUCAGCAGCGGUUACCGAACUUCAGACCCGGGCUCUGUCACCGAGCUGAUGGGCCCCCAGCCGCGGGGCCCCGAGACCUCCGACAGCCCACCCACGAGUGACACGGGUGCUGUGGUUCACCGGGAGGAGCAAGGAGAAAGGAGAAUAGCCGCCUUCAGGUAUACAGGCAUCGGUAAACAGCUCGGCUCCCGGUACCAGCAGGAGGGAUACGGCUCACCUGGGCACAAACAACCACACACGGAAAGAUGUCUGCAGGAAGACUGA